CUUGGUUGCUGCAGCUACUGCUGGGCUGAAUGGUGAAGGUCUGGGCUUGCAUGGGUCAUCUCGCAUGCAGCAGGUCUCACCCCAGGGCAGGAAGCACACUCCCCCCGGCCCAGCGGAGAUUCGCCAUGAGUCCCAUGAGCCACAGCCCUCACCAGGUAGAACGCGUUCCCGUGGCCCAGUGUGUGGUCAGGAAGUGAUAUGUACUCCUAUUUUGGGGAAAGGUUCAAGUGAAGUUGCCAUUGGGGUUGAUGGUAGUGUUGAUG
Molecule: messenger RNA, 263 nt
Organism: Penaeus monodon (black tiger shrimp)
Lineage: Eukaryota; Metazoa; Arthropoda; Malacostraca; Decapoda; Penaeidae
Source: RefSeq, a predicted model, not a curated record